AUGGCUAAUCUACUGUCUCAUCUCUCGUCACUGUCGACAAUUGUUAUAGGCGAGUCUGCGGUUGGCAAAUCUAGCCUUGUCAUUCGCUUUGUUGAUCGUGAAUAUACUGAGAACAGAGAACCAACCAUUGGUGCUGCAUUCUUAACACAGAAAUGUACAAUGGACGACAGGACAAUCAAAUAUGAAAUUUGGGAUACAGCAGGACAAGAACGUUUUCAUUCUUUAGCACCAAUGUACUACAGAAAUGCACAAGCUGCAAUUGUUAUGUAUGAUAUUACGAAAGCUCCAACACUAGAUAAAGCCAAAGGAUGGGUUAAAGAAUUGCAACGACAGGCCAACUCACAAAUAGUCAUUGCACUUGUUGGUAACAAAUUAGAUUUAUGCGAAAACGACGAUGAAGUUGAAGCAGAUAAUGAAAAUGAGAAUGAGGAGCAGAAUGGAAAUGCUUAUAACGGUAGCCGACAAGUCACUUACGAAGAAGCUUCAGCUUACGCACAAGAAGCAGGCCUCUUAUUUUUUGAAACAAGUGCACGAACUGGCAUGAAUGUGGAUGAAGUGUUUACAGAUAUAGCCAAAAAUAUUCCUCUUGAAUAUCUCGCUAAUAACAGAAAUGGAUCACGAGUGGGUGGAGCACAAGGCAAUAACGCUAGACUUGACCUUCUACGUGAAGCUGGCACCAAUGGGCAGAAUUCAGGUGGUUGCGCUUGUUGA
Messenger RNA from Mycotypha africana, 711 nucleotides. RefSeq names its product ras family-domain-containing protein. Gene Ontology annotation, molecular function: GTPase activity; GTP binding. The transcript is spliced from 3 exons. NCBI's taxonomy places the organism in Eukaryota, Fungi, Mucoromycota, Mucoromycetes, Mucorales, Mycotyphaceae. The record is from RefSeq and is a predicted model, not a curated record. Bases 1 to 711 code for a protein of 236 amino acids.